AUGGUACAGUACGACUUGCCGGACAACCGUAAAAACUCUGGACAGUUUGUGGACGUUGCAAAAGAGCAAGUGCAGGGACUAAUACAGAUGUACCAUCCUGGCGCCGGUGAAAUCGGACAGGUGUUGCGUAGAAAAAUGCAACUGGACUGGCACAGUGUUAGCGAAGGAUUUAACACCAACAUCAACUUUGCAACAGAUGGAGACUUCCAGCGACAGUUCCAGGACCUAUGUAACAGGAUCACUACCAAGUGGCCGCUCCAAUCAGACUGGAAUAAAAUCCACAAUUGCAAACAUGGUCUUGAAGAAAGUUGGGAUGACUAUUAUGCCCGACUGCUAAAGUGCUACAGUGAUCACAGUGGUAUGAGAGAUGACCAGGACCAGUACUCAGAGUUGCCCCACACCAGACACCAGUUAACGCUCCAAGGCUGUGAUGAUGAGCUCAUGGCAUACUGUGUCGCUCUUAACGAUGUGCUUAAGAAUCUCUUUUCUAGGAUAAGAGUUGCCCUGCCCGGCCAAACAGAAGGACCUGGACACAACGUCCACCCCGGUGAUUGGGUGGUGAUCAAGGACCUUCGGAGGAAGUACUGGCACCAACAGCGCUGGACUGGACCAUUCCAAGAAGACUACAUGGUGCUUGUGAACAUAUAUGUCAUGAGUGCUGUUAGAAAUACAAUUGUGAUGGGCUGGCUGGCAUUUAUGUUUUUGAUUUGGGAUGUCUCUUGCCAACAAUUUAAACAAGCUAGGGCACCAUUGCUACAACACAAAUGCAUUGUGGUCUGCAAUACUCCCACUAAGUCAUGCAGACUCUGUUUUAAAGUUGAUCUGGACCUUAGUGUUUUGGCAAACUCAAAUGAAACCCUGAGUGGACCCAAUGUUACAAUAUUUUAUCACACUCACUGCCCUCAGCACCUGAACAAGACCAGGACUGACAUUGACAAAUUCAUACAAUUUAAGGACUUCAAAGGCUUGGGGGUUAUCGACUGGAGACCUCAGUGGUUUAGGAAUUGGGGAUCAAAAGAUAUCUUCAGGGAAGGCUCCCGAGAUUUAAAAAAAAAACAAAAAACACAUUGGCCAAAUAGAAAAUUUGAGAAAGAAGCUAAAGAGUUUGAAAAUUCACAUUUUACGAAUGAAACGAUUUUAUUAGCAGAGAGUCAGAGGAAUAAUGGGCUUUGAGGUUUCUAUCUCUUCCCAGAUUGUCACAACUAUGAAUACAAACAGCACCCACACAACUAUACAGGUGAAUGUCCAAAUAUUGAGCAUGUACGCAUUGACCACUUGCUUCGGAACUGGAAAGGAAGCACUGCCCUCAACCCUUCUAUAUUCCUGGAUUAUGAACUGAAAUCAACUUCCAACACUGUAAUUGUCCAUUAAAGUAACAAAGAAGCCAUGAGAAUUGUGUCUGUUGCAAGGAAUUACUUCAUGCUGCCAGUCUUCGUUUGCUCAAAACAAUUUUAUGCCUAUACAUUUCAGGUUUUAUCUGAGAUAGACUUAGUCCAUACUACUGGCGAGAGUGCAGCUUUUGUGUCUUCAGAAUAUGGACGAUCUAAGAGUAACUGUCUAGUGGUAAAGAAGCAUACUGAUGGACCCCUGGGGCUCUACAUUAUAAAAGUGACAUUGGCAGCCAAGGCCGCUUUAAGAAUAUUGGCAAAUUUAUCCAGAAAAGCCUGGACUCUGGUGCCUACCUACACUUAA
Messenger RNA from Polyodon spathula (Mississippi paddlefish), 1692 nucleotides. RefSeq names its product hyaluronoglucosaminidase 6 (gene hyal6). Lineage: Eukaryota; Metazoa; Chordata; Actinopteri; Acipenseriformes; Polyodontidae. Gene Ontology annotation, biological process: hyaluronan catabolic process; carbohydrate metabolic process. The record is from RefSeq and is a predicted model, not a curated record. Gene Ontology annotation, molecular function: hyalurononglucosaminidase activity.